UCCCUCGCCAUUUUACGUCAAAGCUGAACCCAUCAAGUUAGCUUCUGUCAGUCGCUGUGUUUGUGUACAGUGUUGUGAAAAAUUAUCUGUGUCGAUGAAUAUCAAUGGGAAAUCGUGCUGAUUGCGACUCAAAACGAUGGGUCGAUCUCUGUGUUUGUGGCUCUGAUGCACCAUUCGAUCUGUGAUGAUGGCCAAGUUUUUGAUGAAGUGAAGUGUUUUGUGUCGUAUGCUGGCCAGUUACGGCAACAGUGAAAUCCGUUCUCUGGAUAAAUCGUCCUCAAGACGACGUCGGAUUACAGAACAGGAAGGUGACACACCAUGUCGGCGAAAGGCGUCCCCGGAGAUAAGAUUAAUCUACGGCUUAUCCUGGUGUCAGGCAAGACUAAGGAGUUCGUGUUCAACCCCAUAGACUCGGCCGGUGACAUAGCUAUACACGUUUACGACAAUUGGCCGGAAGCGGACUGGGCGAGCGAAUGCGUCUCCCGCGCAGAGAUCCUGCGACUCAUCUACCAGGGCCGCUUCCUGCACAGUUCGGUGACCCUGGGCGCGCUAGGGCUGCCCCUCGGCCGCACCACAGUCAUGCAUCUCGUGCCCCGCGAGCAUCUCCCCGAGCCCAACUCCCAUGAGGUACGAUGGACAUAACAUGCUCUAUCCUCUAUUUAUGAUAUCCCAUUCUUCUCACUCUCAAUUAUCAACGACAAAAGAGUAAAGGCGGUUCCAGCAGUUGUUGUUCAACGUCGUGCUGCAUAUUGUAAUGUCAUUACGGGCGCGAGAGGGGCGAGGGCGUUCGGGGGGCGCGGGACUCAAUGUGUUCAGUGAUGUAGACGCGCGAGCGAAUAAAUUCCUUGCGAUGUUUUUAAACAAGAGGCGAGAGCGCGACUGUUAGACAAACGCAUUAAUAUAAUUAUCGUCAAUUCAUUAUUUAUCAUCAUCAUGCACAAAUUGUAUAUUUCGACUUUCGACUAUAACGCACACAGAGACCGCUUUGUUUGAAAAUAUCGCAAGUACAAGUUGCUGUUUCAUUUUCAAAUUCGGGAUAGCUUAAGCGAUCGUGUAUCUCACCGCGUAAAUUAAACUCGUUUAGAUAUCGUGCUGGCGAACUUUUAGUUAGUUGGUAAGAGUCGGAGUGGUCCCGGGGCGAGACUAUGAAUACGGUCGAAGCAACGUCUGUCCCGUCUGCCGAUACAAAUCUUUAGUAUUAUAAUUUAGGCCAUCAUAUGAAUUUAUAUAACGUUACUAUGGAGAUAUUUAUAAAAAAAAAUGACAAAUUAAGUAGUAAAAUGAACGGAGUGUAAAAAUUACUCUCAUUUGCUGUAAAUAGUACUUGAUAAUUCAUUAAGGAGACGAUUUCGGAACUAUUGAUUUGUGAUAAGUUCUUGCAAUAAAUUGGAUUUUUUUAAGUAUAUUAUUUAAAAUGCUAUUUACUGCACUAGUUGUAACUCGUGGCCGAAUCGGAUGAAAUUCUCGCAUAACAUUGGAAAUUCACUAACACGGCGACUGUACAGUAGCUGAGGUGGAAAAAUUUUAGUAAAACAUAAUGGCUUUGUAUUGUAAAUUGAGGUUAAGUCUGCUGGGAAACCUAAAUAUGCGCCUGAUUUGACUAAUAGUGUGUACCAAGCGCCUGAUAAGGUGUCAAUAGCCAAUAUGAACAAAUAUACACCUACCGGUCGUUCGUUCACAUUUUGUAAUUUACAAAAUCACACGAACAACAAGGAUGGAUAUAAUUUUUAAAUAGAAACUAUUUGUAACGAUCGAUAAGAUAUUGAAUAGUACAGUUUCUGAUAUUUCAAAACAAUAUCAAAUUCCAUGUUCAACGAUGAACUGUAUGCGGGUAGAUAUAUAACAGACAAGUUAAUUUAAAGGUUGCUUGCCUCGGGUUGAUUGUUGACAUGUUAUUUGGCCUCGCUGGAGAUGGGUUUGCGAGCAGCCUUGCCUGCCUCCGACUUUCAAACGAGUUCAGCGUUACCAGAACCUAACUUUUGUAAAUAUAUUAGAGCUCUUUAUAUUUUAUAGUUUACAUCACACAUUAUAUAUAGUUAUUCUUUAUUUGGCAUUUUAUAUCUUAGCUAUAAAAUAUUUUUGUUUAAUUGGCAUAAGAUAUUGUUUUAAAUAUUAUUUGGCUUGGCCCUUUGGUUGUAAGUUUGCUGAUAGAAAAUCCUCAGUAAUUUGUAAGCCAGUUAGCAAGUAACCAGCCGUUAUGUUGACGCGAACAUUUUGUGAUAGUACAAAUAAAUUACACAUUGGAGCUGUUGGCUUGAUGUAACAGUGAAACAGUAUUAGUUUGCGAGGCGAGAGUCGACUGUCUUGCCAUUCACUCACUGGGAACUGUUGGGAACGAAUGAAUGAACAACUAGGGAGGGACUUUGCUAUCGACUAAUAUUCUAAUGGCUCAGUAGUUCAAUUUAUUCUUAUUUUCAUUUUCAUACAUAAUGUUUCUUUUCCGUUUAAUGCCUAAACCAUUUUUAUGAAUUUCGGUAUAACGACGAAUAGAACCCAUGAAAUCUUUUUAUAAAUUAUACAAAGAAAAUAAACGGCUUUUCAAAGGAUAUUUCGAAAGUUAUAAUCUUGUAUUUAUUUUUAUUUAAAAAACUUUUCGGCGCGAAGAUAGAAGGUCCCUUCACUGUUGCAUAUCAACGACCGACGUAUGAAUGAUUUACAUUUGGUUGCUCUGUUUAGUUGCUGUAUGUAUGUAUUUUGUUAAGUUGUGUAAAAUACCUAGUUUAUAAAUAAAAUGAUACAAAUUUAUUUGCACGUUUUAUUUUAAUUUCGCUUGUUCUGCAUCCCACAUUAUCUCUUAGAAAUAUAUGUUUUAUUUAAUUUUGUUGUUGAGGCAAGUGUGGAAUAAAUCUCAUUUUUGUAAAUAUAGAUGUUGCUUCGAAAAAAUCGAUUGAAUUAUCGUAAUUCGUAAAUUUAACCAUUAACUAGCAGCUUUUGUAAACUUCUCAAGUAUGUAUAGUCUGAUAACGUAGGUACGUUCGUUUAAGGUGAUAUCGUAGGCCAGAUAGAUCGAUGUCUUCACUGUAUUUUAAUAUUUCUAUAGAAUAGAAAUUUAACUGAACAAAUUAAGUGUUUUUCACACUUGAACCCACGGCGUGGCUAUCAUAUUGAAUAUUAAAGGACUAUUUUCACCCCUAUUAUAAAUAAUAUAGAACAAACGGAAAAUCAAUUAUCUAAAAAAACUAAACGUUUACGCAGAUUUCUACAUUUCGAUCCAAAAGAAAUUA
Molecule: messenger RNA, 3224 nt
Organism: Plodia interpunctella (Indianmeal moth)
Lineage: Eukaryota; Metazoa; Arthropoda; Insecta; Lepidoptera; Pyralidae
Gene: UBL3
Product: Ubiquitin like 3
Exons: 5
Coding region: 319-642 (107 amino acids)
Source: RefSeq, a predicted model, not a curated record